CAUAAGUCUAAAAAUAUCGAUAGCAUAUCAACAACCCUACAUUCCGCAGGCAUGAAAAAUCUAAAAGUUAAAGUAAUUUGUUUAUAAUAAAAGUGCCAGACACUAGACGCUUAAAAAUUGCCAGCAGUUAAACGAUUUGGCAAACGUAAAAAUCUGAAGCAGCAGCCCCCAUCACACACACACACACAUACACACAAACAACAAGAACAACAAUAAAAAACAGCAAAAGUCUCCCAGAUCCCCUACCAGUUCCAAGUUAGACUGCAAUGUGCAGCUGUAGCGUAAGCGUACGAGAUGUCCCGGCUCGCUGAUUACUUUGUAAUUGUUGGCUACGAUAACGACAAAGAAAAGACUGCCGGCAAUGUCAGCGGCCAGCCAAUAUGCGGCAAAAUUGUGCAACGUUUUCCUGAGAAAGAUUGGCCCGACACGCCCUUCAUCGAGGGCAUCGAAUGGUUCUGCCAGCCGCUGGGCUGGAAUUUAUCGUAUGAGAAACAAGAGCCGAAAUUCUUCAUUUCCGUGCUCACCGAUAUCGAUGCGAAUAAGCAUUAUUGUGCGUGCCUGAGCUUCCACGAAACGCUGGCCAUCACCCAGACACGCAGCGUGGACGAUGAGGAUGAGACCAUUGGCAAUAAUAGCAAUGGCAACUGCAGCCGCGGUUUGCUGGGCCCGCCACCCGUGGAGGCCAUAACGCAUCACAGCAUUAUGUAUGCUCCCAAGUGUUUGGUGCUCAUAUCCCGAUUGGAUUGUGCGGAGACUUUUAAGAACUGCCUGGGCACCAUCUACACAGUAUAUAUUGAGAACUUGCCAUAUGCCAUGGAGAAUCUGAUUGGCAACAUACUCGGCUGCAUUCAGGUGCCACCCGCGGGCGGUCCCCAAGUGCGAUUCUCCAUUGGAGCGGGUGACAAACAAUCUUUACAGCCGCCACAGAGCUCCUCCCUGCCGACGACGGGCAGCGGUGUCUAUUUUCUGUUCAAACAGCUGGGUAUUAAAAAUGUGCUGAUAUUGCUGUGCGCCGUGAUGACCGAAAACAAAAUACUCUUUCACUCCAAGUGCUAUUGGCAUCUGACCGACAGCUGCAGGGCAUUGGUUGCGCUCAUGUAUCCAUUUCGUUAUACGCACGUGUAUAUACCCAUACUUCCAGCGCCGCUCACGGAGGUGCUGUCCACGCCGACGCCUUUUAUAAUGGGCAUACACAGUUCGCUGCAAACAGAGAUCACGGAUUUGCUGGAUGUCAUUGUGGUAGAUUUGGAUGGUGGUCUAGUGACCAUACCGGAUGCAUUGACGCCACCGGUGCCUAUAUUUCCAUCCCCGUUGUGGGAGCAAACGCAGGAUCUGCUCAGCAUGAUACUCUUUCCCAAUUUGGCGCAAGCCGAUCUCGCCUUUCCCAAUAAUGAGCGGCCCACCUCAACGAUAGCUAAGACGGAGGCACAAAUUGAUAAGGAGCUACGCGCGAUAUUUAUGCGCCUGUUUGCACAGCUGCUCCAGGGCUAUCGCUCCUGCCUGACCAUAAUACGCAUUCACCCCAAAACGGUGAUCACAUUUCAUAAGGCUGGCUUUUUAGGCGCUCGCGAUCUAAUCGAAAGCGAGUUUCUGUUUCGCGUCCUCGACAGCAUGUUUUUUACGACAUUUGUUAAUGAACGAGGACCACCCUGGCGUGCCGCUGAUGCCUGGGAUGAACUGUAUAGCUCCAUGAACGAGCUGCUCAAAACGGAAGCACAAAAUCGGAAUCUCAUACUCACACAUAUCCAGGAGCUGGGACGCACGCUGUACGAGAACGAAGCAUCUAUUGCGCCCGCCACUUAUGCCCAGAAGGUGCUCCGGCCACCGCAGGGCGCGUUUCAGCGCAUCCAUCAGCCAGCGUUUCCACGCAUAAGCGUUGAUAAGGUAGAGCUGAUCAUACAGGAGGGCAUACGCAAGAAUGGCCAGUCGCAGCGUUUUCAUGUAACACGCAAUCAGCACAGAAUUAUACCCAUGGGUCCCAGGUUGCCCGAAGCGCUGGACGUGCGUCCAACAACGGUGCACAAUUCGGUGCGUCGUUUGGAGGUUCUGCGCACCUGUGUCGCCUACAUCUUUGAAAAUCGCAUUGCGGAUGCGCGAAAACUGUUGCCCGCGGUCAUGCGUACGCUUAAGCAUCGGGAUGCCCGGCUCAUCCUGUGCCGCGAGCUUUUUGGCUAUGUGCAUGGCAAUAAGGCGGUCCUAGAUCAUCAGCAAUUUGAUCUGGUGGUGCGCUUCAUGAACAAAGCGCUGCAGAAUUCCUCGGGCGUGGAUGAGUACACCGUGGCGGCCGCUUUGCUGCCCAUGUCUACUAUAUUUUGUCGUAAACUCUCGAUGGGCGUGGUACAGUUCGCCUAUACGGAGAUACAGGAUCAUGGAAUAUGGAAAAAUUUGCAGUUUUGGGAGUCCAGUUUCUUUCAGGAUGUGCAGGCACAAAUCAAGGCACUCUAUUUGCUUCAGCGCCGCCAAAACGAACACAACAAAGAGGCCAAUUGUGUGCUGGACGAGGUGCCGCUGGAGGAGCCAACGGCGCUGGAAAUAACCGCAGAGCAGCUGCGGAAAAGUCCCACCAUCGAGGAGGAGAAAAAGGCUGAGCUGGCCAAAUCGGAAGAGUCCACGCUCUACAGCCAGGCCAUACACUUUGCCAAUCGCAUGGUCUCCCUGCUGAUACCGCUUGACGUCAAUGUGGAUGCGGCCAGCAAGCCCAAGCUGGCCUUCCGGCUCGAGGAGAACCAGAGCGUUUCCAAUAGUAUUAUGGGCUCGCACAGCCUGAGCGAACAUUCCGAUGAGGGUUUCGAGGAGAAUGAUGCUUCCGAGAUAGGAGUUACCGUGGGCAAGACCAUCUCGCGUUUCAUUGAUUGCGUCUGCACGGAGGGUGGCGUCACAUCAGAGCAUAUACGCAAUCUGCACGACAUGGUGCCGGGCGUGGUACACAUGCACAUUGAAUCCCUGGAGCCAGUUUAUCUCGAGGCCAAACGGCAUCCGCAUGUGCAAAAGCCCAAGAUCCAAACGCCUUGCCUACUGCCCGGCGAAGAAAUGGCCACCGAUCACUUGCGGUGCUUUCUCAUGCCGGACGGACGCGAAGAUGACACCCAGUGCUUGAUACCCGCCGAGGGAGCUUUAUUUUUGACCAACUAUCGCAUUGUUUUCAAGGGCUCGCCCUGUGAUCCGCUCUUUUGCGAGCAGACAAUUGUGCGCGCCUUUCCCAUUGCCUCGCUGCUCAAAGAGAAGAAGAUAUCAAUGCUAUAUUUGGCACAUGUGGAUCAGACGCUGCCAGAUGGACUGCAGCUGCGCUCUAGCUGCUUUCAACUGCUCAAGAUUGCCUUCGAUACGGAGGUGACGCUGGAGCAAAUCGAAACGUUUCGCAAGACGCUAAACAAGGCGCGACAUCCACGCGAUGAAUUUGAGUAUUUCGCAUUUCAAUCCUAUGGCACCAUGCUCCAAGGCGUUGUGCCGUUGAAGACCAAGGAAAAGUACUCAACGCUCAAGGGUUUUGCCAAGAAGACCCUGCUACGCACGGCCCAAAAGGCUGGCUUUAAGCAGAAGACGCAAACGAAACGCAAAUUGGUGCCGGAGUAUGAGCUGGGCAGGAGUAGCGGCGGCGGCGGCAGCGCGGAUGCACUGGAAACUAACUCCAUAGACGACGAGCUCGAGGAGGCGGACGAGUUUGAGACACAGCAGAACGAGGCGCUGCCACGCCUGCUAACCACCAAGGAUAUCGAGCGAAUGCGCGAGCGCAGCUAUGUGCGGGACUGGAAACGCUUGGGUUUCGAUGCGGAGGCACAGCUCGGCUUUCGCAUAAGCAAUGCCAAUGCCAAUUAUGCCACGUGUUGCACCUAUCCGGCCAUUAUAGUGGCACCGGUACAGUGCAGCGAUGCAGCUAUGACGCAUCUGGGACGCUGCUUUAAGGGUCAGCGCAUACCGCUGCCCACCUGGCGGCACAACAAUGGAUCACUGCUCAUACGCGGAGCACAGCCGAAUAGCAAAUCCGUAAUUGGCAUGAUUAAGAAUACAACGGGCGGGAAUACCAUGACGCACAAUGAUGUCACCCAUUAUCCGGAGCAGGACAAGUAUUUCAUGGCGCUGAUCAAUACAAUGCCCAAGCUGACGCCGCUGGACGCACUCAAUCAGUAUACAGGCAUGAAUCUCUCGAUGAACUCGCUGCUCGGACAUAGCGAGGACCAUCAGUCUCUAACGCCCGAGCUGAUGCGCAAGCAAAGAUCAAAUUUAAGUGUUACGGAUGGCAGCAAAUCCGGCGGUGCGGGCAACAAAGCUGGUACGAUGAAGGGCAAUGAAAGGAGCUCAGCGGCGCAUGCGUUUCGCAAGAUGCGGCUAUAUGCCUUGGGUGAAAAAUCGCAGGGCAAGUCGAAUUUGAAUGGUGACUUCUGUGCGGAUUUCAUACCCGUCGACUAUCCGGAUAUACGGCAAUCCCGUUCAGCUUUUAAAAAACUAAUACGCGCCUGCAUGCCCUCGCAUAAUGCCAAUGAUGCGGAUGGUCAGAGUUUUCCCAAGAUGGUGGAGCAAUCCGAUUGGUUGCAGCAAAUCUCAACGCUGCUGCAGCUAUCCGGCGCCGUGGUGGACCUUAUUGAUUUGCAGGAGAGCAGCGUCAUGUUGUCGCUAGAAGAUGGGUCCGAUGUUACCGCCCAGCUUUCAGCCAUUGCACAGCUCUGUCUGGAUCCAUAUUAUCGCAGCAUCGAUGGCUUUCGUGUGCUGAUAGAGAAGGAGUGGCUGGCAUUCGGACAUCGCUUUGCCCAUCGCAGCAAUCUGAAGGCAUCGCAUGCUAGCACGAAUAUUGCCUUUGCGCCCACCUUUUUGCAGUUUCUCGAUGUGGUCUAUCAGCUGCAGCGACAGUUUCCCAUGGCCUUCGAGUUCAAUGAUUUCUAUUUGCGUUUUCUGGCAUAUCAUGUGGUCUCGUGUCGCUUUCGCACGUUCCUCUUUGACUGCGAGCUGGAGCGCUACGAUUCCGGCAUUGCGUCCAUGGAGGAUAAACGCGGCUCGUUGAGCACCAAGCAUAUGUUUGGUGGUGGCGGCAGUGCUGCGAAUGGUUCGGAUGAUGAGUGCAAUGUUUAUCCGCUGGACAUACGCAGUCCGCGAACGCCCACACAACUGAAUCGCAUCGGACACUCGAUUUUUGACUAUAUCGAACGGCAGCACAACAAAUCGCCCAUUUUCUAUAAUUUCCUGUACUCCUCCAACAAGGAUGUGGUGCUGCGUCCGCAGAAUAGCGUAGCUGCCCUGGAUCUGUGGGGCUUCUAUACCAACGAGGAGUUGGCACAGGGACCCCCUUACGAUUUGGAAGUGACCAAUGUGGAUGAUGAAAUCGAUCUAUCCGAAAUCAAGGGCAAACGUAUGGUCAUCAGUGCCGGCUAUGACAACAUUGAGAAGUGCAAUCCCAAUGCCUACGUGUGCCUGCUCAGCGAGGUGAAGCAGGCGGAAACAGAGCGCGGUCAUCUGCCACAAAAGUGGCAGCUGGUGUGGAACAAUCUUGUAGUGCCACAUAUGGAGCCCAUGUCGCGCAAAACCUCGCUCAGCAGCAUGCUGGUGCAAACGCAUCAGCAUAAACGCUCCACGCUCGAGAUCAUUAUGAAGGGACGCCUCGCUGGCUAUCAGGAUAAGUAUUUUCAUCCGCAUCGCUUUGAGAAGCAUCCAUAUACGACGCCCACCAAUUGCAAUCACUGCACUAAGCUGCUCUGGGGACCUGUUGGCUACCGGUGCAUGGACUGUGGCAACUCCUACCAUGAAAAGUGCACCGAACUUUCCAUGAAGAAUUGCACCAAGUACAAGGCCAUAGACGGCACCGUGGGACCGCCAAAUGUCAACAUGUCUCAGGGUGACACUGCCAGCAUUGCAUCCAGUGCAGCGACCACCGCGCGCACCUCCAGUCAUCAUUUCUAUAAUCAGUUCAGCAGCAAUGUUGCCGAGAAUCGUACACACGAAGGACAUCUCUAUAAACGUGGCGCCCUGCUCAAGGGCUGGAAACAGCGUUGGUUUGUUCUGGACUCGAUUAAACAUCAGCUGCGCUACUAUGACACAUCCGAUGAUACAGCGCCCAAAGGCUUUAUAGAGCUAGCCGAGGUGCAGUCGGUGACGGCCGCACAACCCGCACAAAUUGGCACAAAGCGCGUCGACGAAAAGGGUUUCUUUGAUCUAAAAACCUCGAAACGCACCUAUAACUUCUAUGCGAUGAAUGCGAAUCUGGCGCAGGAGUGGACUGAAAAGCUGCAGGCCUGUUUGCAGUAGAAUUAUAAUCCAUCACAAUCAGCAGCCAUAGCCAUAGCAGCAACAAAAUACCAUUUGUUAUUAAAUCCUGGCAUUCUAUUAAGUAAUCCUCCCCCGCAACUUCUGCGUAGGCAUCCGUUCUAUGCGUGUUCCUCGUUUUCUGCUCCCCUACCUAUUUCUAUAUAUAUAUAUUCUGCUGAAUGUUUUGUUUUGUUGUAGGACAAUCCAAUUAACGUUAUUAUUAUUAAUGUUUCCCUUUUUUUUUUUAUACUUGAGAGAGUAUUUAUUUGUCAACGCGUGUAUUACUCUGCAUCUGUAGUAGCUCUGUGUGUAUUAUUUAUAACCGAAAUAUUUUUACAUAUAUAAGUUGAAUUAGUGUCAAAAGUUGUUUAUUAACACUCGCAUAAUGCAUAAAUUACAUGAAUAUUUAGCAGCAAUUAAUGUAGGCGACAAAAGCUAAACAAAUGAAAUAGUAAAAAGUAAAAAAUAACUAAUCAAAAAAAAAACGUACUGUAAAUGUGCAUAUAUAAAGAAGGAUACUAUAAUAUCAUGUGAUUAUACGUAUAAUGCUGACAAGAA
Molecule: messenger RNA, 6792 nt
Organism: Drosophila montana
Lineage: Eukaryota; Metazoa; Arthropoda; Insecta; Diptera; Drosophilidae
Gene: Sbf
Product: SET domain binding factor
Exons: 11
Coding region: 295-6234 (1979 amino acids)
Cellular component (GO): membrane; cytoplasm
Molecular function (GO): guanyl-nucleotide exchange factor activity
Source: RefSeq, a predicted model, not a curated record